Messenger RNA from Acanthoscelides obtectus, 4660 nucleotides. NCBI's taxonomy places the organism in Eukaryota, Metazoa, Arthropoda, Insecta, Coleoptera, Chrysomelidae. The record is from the annotation of a GenBank genome assembly.
GCGAUGCAGUCUGUGGUGUGAGGUGCCCCCGACAUAGGUGUGCGUUUCAGAGGGGGCAAAGCAUUCUUCGAGAGAAACCGCAUUGACCCGAUUCGCCGCAGUCGCGCUCGCUCACGCUCAGUCGCUGAUUGUGAUGACUCGCGAACGCCGGCGGACUCUGCUGAUGUCGAAUGUGGAUAGAGAUACACCACCAGCACUCACCAUUCCCAAUCACUGUCGAAAGUGAAGACACACUGACGAACAAACCGACGACGCCGAAUACGCGAUCUUCUAGCAUAUCAGCCGUGAAAUUAGGUGCGAGACGUCAUCGUCAGCUGUGCUGUUAGGAAUUUCGAUUCUUGGAUUAGGAUUCUUGGCGCGUCUUAGUGGUUUCGGUACAACUCAACUAUCACAGAUGUGCAGAUGGUAUCAGUCUGACAUCGUCCACCUAGAGGCAAAAAUCGUGACUCGACGCUCCGUCCUCCAUUUCGCUUCCAAACAAUUUUGCUAGACGGGCAGCACCAAGUGAGUGUGUAAUACUCGCAGUAAAAUAGUAUGUAUCCUUGAUUCGGGUGUUUCGGGUGUUUAAUAACAGCAAAUAAUUUAUAUUAGUUGAGUGGGUGUCUAUUGAAAAUCGCCAGUUCAGUGUAAUUUGACACUAAGGGUGAUCCAUUUAUCGUAAGUGAAAUUAUAUUUACUGGAACUGUACUUCAUAAUGGACAAAAUAGUGUGAUGCACAUCGAAUAUACAUAAAAUCAACUAGUAUCGCAUAAUCAUAAAAUUGAAUCGAGCACGUUGUCUCAGGAGCACCGUCAUAAAAUCUAUCGAAAUUUUAGGUACACGAAAAACUUAAGAAUCGGCAGGCCGUUAGGGACAAGUGAAAUAUGAGAAAAGCCCUAUUUUAAUGUCUCGAACCCCAUAAGUUUUUUUUACCACGCACAAAUUGGAUUCUAUCAAGUAGAUUAUGCUAACCUUCUUCUGGACAGCGACAUGUCUCUUUUGCAACUUUUUAGCUGUUCAAGGCCACCCUGCAGGCUAUACAUAUGUAAUAAACUCAGAUCCAGAACCGAGAAGGACAGGUCCCCCACUGGAUAAAUUGAACUUCACCGACAACUGGGACUACAAGAAAGAACAUUUCUUGCAAAGUAAUGUGCCGAUAUUGCAGGAAAAACAAAGAAAACACACUCUUCCACCCACCGCUAAUUGCACUGGCAGAUUAUUGUGGGAACUGGAUCAAGAAAAAUCAACCCAUCUACCACAAAUUGUAAACAAAGCACUAAAGCUUCUAAAUCUGAAGCAGGUUGCGUUUGAAAUUGAAAACUCGGUUAUGUCAAAAGUAUCCUGUACAGCUUGCAGGGCAGGUGCCGGGCUUCUUCAACAUUAUACGAAAACGGGAAAAUCGGAGAAGGAUAUAAAAAAGACCAUCUAUCAGUUUUGCGUGAAUUUGAAAAUUCAAUCACCUAGAGUUUGCGAAGGAAUUACUGAACAGUUUGCUGGAGAAGUUAUUUAUGUUCUGGGUAAACUGAAAAUUGGUCCAGACGAAAUCUGCAGUUUUGUAAUUGGAGAUGCUUGUGGGGAUGUGUACAAUCCGUACCACGAAUGGGAGGUCAUGUUUCCACCAGUGCCUAAGCCAAAACCAGCUGAACAAAACAUACCUGAGACGAAUGCACCAACUUUCAAAGUUCUCCACGUGUCAGACACUCACUAUGAUCCAUACUACUUGGAGGGUAGCAACGCAGACUGUGCAGAACCACUAUGCUGUAGGCUAACAAAUGGACCAGCAGGCACCAAGGAACAAGCAGCUGGAAAAUGGGGCGAUUAUAGGAAAUGUGAUACACCAAAAAUAACUGUGGAUAACAUGUUACAGCAUAUUCAGGAAACCCAUCCGGACAUAGAUUACAUUCUUUGGACUGGAGAUUUGCCACCCCACGAUAUUUGGAACCAGACAAAAGAAGAAAAUUUAAAAAUCUUGAAGGAAACCGUUAAGCAAAUGUCUGACAUGUUCCCAGGGGCUCCUAUCUUCCCUGCACUAGGAAACCAUGAAUCUGCACCUGUAAACAGUUUUCCACCACCAUUUGUGAAUAGCCCCGAAAGCUCAAUAUCCUGGUUAUACGAUGAACUGGACGUUCAGUGGCGCAAAUGGUUGCCUACAUCUGUGAGCAAUACGGUUCGAAGAGGAGCUUUCUAUUCAGUAUUAGUCAGGCCUGGCUUCAGAUUAAUUUCGCUCAAUAUGAAUUACUGCAACAAUAAAAAUUGGUGGCUACUACUUAAUAGUACAGAUCCGGCAACUGAGCUACAGUGGUUGAUAUAUGAGUUGCAGUCUGCCGAAUUCAAUGGAGAAAAAGUUCAUAUAAUCGGCCAUAUUCCACCUGGCCAUUCAGACUGCUUAAAAGUCUGGUCAAGGAACUACUAUGCGAUAAUUAGUCGGUAUGAAGCAACCAUAACAGCCCAGUUCUUUGGACAUACCCAUUACGACGAGUUUGAGGUAUUUUACGAUCACAAAGAUAUAAGCAGGCCUAUUAGCAUAGCUUACGUUGGCCCAUCUGUGACGCCAUAUUAUGACCUAAAUCCUGGCUAUAGGAUAUAUUAUGUUGAUGGAGAUCACGACAAGUCAACUAGAGCUGUCAUUGAUCACGAGUCAUGGACCAUGAAUCUCAGGGAAGCCAAUUUAUAUGGAUAUCCAAUAUGGUUUAAACUGUAUACGGCUAAGCAGGCAUUCGGAAUGGACGCAUUGAGGCCGCAAGAUUGGGAUGACCUUGUCAGCAGAAUGACCAAUGAUCCAAAAUUGUUUGAAUUAUUUUAUAAGUAUUAUUAUAAAGCUAGUCCAGUAAGACCAAGCUGUGACAUGGAAUGUAAGAAGAAAAUAUUAUGCGAUCUGCAUUCUGGUAGAUCACACGAUAGGAAGAACUUGUGCGAAGGUAUCGAAUCUAGGAUAGAUUCUACGGCGAACACAAGUUGGAAAGAAUGGUUUUAUAACACCAUUUCUGUCUCCCUGGUGUAGGGAGUUGCAAUAGGUUUACGCAAUACACUUUUAGGUAUUGCUCAAUUGCUUUCUCAGAUGCAUCAGCUAACAUAGUGAAGCUGCGAAUGGUGUAAUACGAUGAAGUGAAAAAAAUAUUAGCUGUACAAGAUUUUGAUCACUUCUUCCAUGUGUUUUUACUAUAUUAAGUAUUUUCUUUUUGGUGGUAUUGCUAAAUUUUUGGUUAAUUUACGAAGAGGUUCCUACACACGGGUGUUUGUACUAAAGGUUCAAAGGUUUCCUUACUUGUGUAUAUUAUUUGUGGAGCAUGUAACAUUUUACAUAUUCUUGGCCCAAAACGUAACAUACGUAUAGUAUAUGUGUAGGAACUAUCUGAAACAAGUGUGUUGUGCUGACAUUUAAAGAAAAUAUUUGGUUUUUGUUUUUAGAGUGUCAUUUCUGGUAUCAAUUCCAAGGUACACCAUGAAACUACCAAGAUAUGUCCUCGGAUUAGGCUAGAUUAUUUUUUAAUUGCAAGUAGUGUCAAUUUUAAUUUCAGAGUAUUCGCGAAAAAUGAUAUUUUCGUUGUACUCAGUGUAUUUGUACAGGUUUUUUACUUCUCUUUCGAAAAAAUUCUCAAUGUAUUAAGUGUGCGAAUGGAUUGAUUUUUGUGUUGAAUGACAUUUAGCUAAUUUUAAGUACAUCGUAAUUAUGUCACUCAAAGAAGAGAAUAGAAGGCUGUGUAUUUCUAAACAUGAAAAGAUAACACUGAGGCAAAUAAGUUGAAGUAUUUGAGUAUUCAACAUCGAAUGAGUCAAAGCUUCAUUUACGUGUCGAAUAUUGACAUUUUAUCCUUUUAGCCGUCAUGUUCAUAUCUGAAUCAAAAUUUCGCCGAAAUCAAAGAUCAAACCACACGACAAUUAUGUACCUCCUUAUAUAUUGUUUGUUGUAUUCCAAAAAGUCACUAACAUAUAUUUCUAUUUCCCACUAUAAAAAUAUGCAGCAAUAAAAAACAUUGAGCCGAAGACAUUUAUCAUUCAUCAACAAACGAGAUAAGGUUUUCCAUUGGGAUCCGAACCAAAUCGAAGUUUUGGCCUUUAUCUGAGGAUGUAGCCUCAGAGCUUCAAUCACAUUUGACCUUCUAUCUUGCACCACAUUAUUUUGUAUCGUGCCAGCCUCUUGACGUCCAAAAUAAAGAAAUACUUUCUAAGUCCAUUUGUCACAAAAUAGUGGACAGUAAUGUUAUUUCAAAUAUAUAGUUGACUUAUGUCGUGCGCUUCCAAAAAGCAUGUUCUGGUAUUGGGAGUUAGAUUGAAUUGACAUGAGUAAGCUGAAUCGAAAUUUGACUCAUUCGUAGUUGAAGACUCUGUUUAUGAACAACAAGCAUUCCAUUGUGGUUCUUGAAGUCAGUUAAUUCAAUUUUGGAUCUACAAAUAACAUUUAUCAGCAACGACAGUUAGUUUUAUCACAUUAUUUUAUUCUUGGAAUACAUGGUAUACCAGACCUUGUUAUUCUUGUCGUGCAUGUGUUUUUAUCUUUAACUGGAAUUUUAGCUCAGCAAAAUUAUUAAGUUUGUUACGGAAAGGAAGCAUAUCUUUGUAAAAAGUUGUUAGUUGGUAUACAUCAGAAAAAAUGUGCUUUACAUAUAAUAUUUAAUUCAUAGGUUUGUAAAAUUAGUCUGUAGAACGAGGAUAUUUUGUAAUAAAGACUUUAUGAGUAGAG